ACGGUGGUCAGCUGAUUUAGAGGAGUGGGAGCAGCAGAAUUAGCUGGUGUGUGACCCAUUAAUAUCUCGGAGAAAAAAAGGGACGUGAACCUAGGUGUGUGACAGAAGACUCCGGUGGGGUUCGUUUUCACCAUGGCCAGUUUGGACUAAGGAACAGCAACGAUGAUCGGAGGACUGUUCAUUUACAACCACAAAGGGGAGGUGCUUAUCUCCCGAGUUUAUCGCGAUGAUAUAGGGCGCAACGCGGUGGACGCAUUCCGUGUGAAUGUGAUCCAUGCCCGGCAGCAGGUGCGCUCUCCAGUGUCCAACAUUGCACGUACCAGCUUCUUCCAUGUCAAGCGCUCCAACAUCUGGCUGGCGGUGGUCACCAAGCAGAAUGUCAACGCCGCCAUGGUGUUUGAGUUCCUCUACAAGAUGUGUGAUGUCAUGGCUUCCUACUUUGGCAAGAUCAGCGAAGAGAACAUCAAGAACAACUUUGUGCUGAUCUACGAGCUGCUCGACGAGAUCCUGGACUUUGGGUAUCCCCAGAACUCUGAGACAGGAGCACUGAAGACCUUCAUCACUCAGCAGGGCAUCAAGGGCCAGCAUCAGACAAAGGAAGAGCAGUCUCAGAUCACUAGUCAGGUGACGGGGCAGAUUGGUUGGCGUCGCGAAGGCAUCAAGUAUCGACGCAAUGAGCUCUUCUUGGAUGUGCUGGAGAGUGUCAACCUGCUCAUGUCGCCUCAAGGUCAGGUCCUGAGCGCCCAUGUGUCCGGCCGUGUGGUAAUGAAGAGCUACCUGAGCGGAAUGCCAGAGUGCAAAUUUGGCAUGAAUGACAAAAUUGUAAUUGAUAAGGCGGGUAAAGGCGGGGUCACUGAUGAGGCGGGAAAGAGUGAUUUAGGGGGAGGAGGAAGUACCAGUGGUAAGCAGUCCAUAGCCAUUGACGACUGUACGUUCAACCAGUGUGUGCGUCUCAGUAAGUUUGACUCGGAGCGCAGCAUCAGCUUCAUCCCCCCGGAUGGAGAGUAUGAGCUCAUGAGGUACCGCACCACUAAAGACAUCAUCCUACCUUUUCGAGUCAUUCCGCUGGUCCGGGAGGUGGGCCGCACCAAGCUGGAGGUCAAAGUGGUCAUCAAGUCCAACUUCAAACCCUCGCUACUGGCCCAGAAAAUUGAGGUGCGCAUUCCCACGCCGCUCAACACCAGCGGUGUCCAGGUGAUCUGCAUGAAGGGCAAGGCCAAGUACAAGGCCAGCGAGAACGCAAUCGUAUGGAAGAUCAAGCGCAUGGCUGGGAUGAAGGAGUCUCAGAUCAGUGCUGAAAUCGAGCUGCUGCCCACCAACGAUAAGAAGAAGUGGGCGCGCCCUCCCAUCUCCAUGAACUUUGAGGUUCCAUUUGCCCCCUCUGGGCUGAAGGUGCGUUACUUGAAGGUGUUUGAGUCCAAGCUGAAUUACAGUGACCAUGAUGUUAUCAAAUGGGUGCGCUACAUUGGCCGAAGUGGCAUCUACGAGACUCGCUGCUAAUGUUAGAGAGUGAGCCUGAGGAGAGGUCUACCAAGCAGUCUCCCUCUACAUAUGUUCUUCUGUCCCUCUCUCUUCUCUCCAUCCCAAUCUCUCCCCUUAUCCUUUACUCAAUGUUGGGGAUGAAUAAAAAUAAAUGGUAUAAAACAGA
This is a messenger RNA of Coregonus clupeaformis (lake whitefish), 1648 nucleotides long. RefSeq names its product AP-2 complex subunit mu-A. The coding region runs from base 163 to 1500 and encodes 445 amino acids. Gene Ontology annotation, molecular function: clathrin-cargo adaptor activity. The transcript is spliced from 13 exons. Gene Ontology annotation, biological process: intracellular protein transport; clathrin-dependent endocytosis. NCBI's taxonomy places the organism in Eukaryota, Metazoa, Chordata, Actinopteri, Salmoniformes, Salmonidae. The record is from RefSeq and is a predicted model, not a curated record. Gene Ontology annotation, cellular component: AP-2 adaptor complex; cytoplasmic vesicle.